Molecule: messenger RNA, 4444 nt
Organism: Ixodes scapularis (black-legged tick)
Lineage: Eukaryota; Metazoa; Arthropoda; Arachnida; Ixodida; Ixodidae
Gene: lin-28
Product: protein lin-28 homolog
Exons: 4
Coding region: 466-1047 (193 amino acids)
Molecular function (GO): nucleic acid binding; zinc ion binding
Source: RefSeq, a predicted model, not a curated record
GUGUUUUCGUUAAAAAGGCGGAGGAGGCGGGCGCGGUGCGCGCGGACGUCGGUCGGCAGCGUUUAGGCCUGGCAGCCGAGGACUUUGACUCUCUUUCCCGGCUGUUGCGGUGCUGUGUUCGGUUGGAAGAAAGUGGCCCGGCACGCCGCGUUCGCCAACGCGCCCUAUCGCUUUUUUUUUUUUCCCCGAAGUCAGCGAGCAGGUUACCGCGCCACGCAGGGGCGGGCUGCCCUCGCGGUCCGUCCGCGCACAUCUGACGACAACGCGAGUGACGAGCCAACGUGUGAGUGUGUGCGUGCGUGCGAGUGUGUGUGAGAGAGCGGGCGACCGCGUGGUGCGUGUGAUUGUGUGUGUCCCCACGAUGGAAUCUGGCACCGACUUCCGACGGUGGCGACGGCGAUACUCUUCUGCCUUCGCCUGACGAGGACCUGGUCCGUGAAAACCUGUCCUCCCCUUUGCUGCGGAAUGUCACACCCCGAAAGCCAAGGUGGGAUCUCUCCGGGCGCGGAGGUGCGACGCAAGGGCAAGUGCAAAUGGUUCAACGUGGCCAAAGGCUGGGGCUUCAUCACUCCCCACGACGGGGGACCCGACGUCUUCGUUCACCAGUCGGUGAUCCAGAUGGCCGGCUUUCGGAGCCUGGGCGACGAGGAGGAAGUGGAGUUCGAGUGCAAGACUUCAGACAAGGGGGUGGAGGCGACCUCCGUCUCGGGUCCCGAAAACUCCGACUGCAAGGGCUCACACCGGAGACCCAUGUCCAAGAAGCGCUUCCGCAAAAUCAGGUGUUACAACUGCGGCGAGUUCGCCAACCACAUUGCGGCCAAGUGCACGAUGGGGCCCCAGCCCAAGCGCUGCCACCAGUGCAAGUCAUCCGAGCACCUGAUCGCCGACUGCCCGCAGCGUGAGGACAAGCGCAAGGGCGCCUCCAGUCCGCUCAGAACCAACGGCGACGCGCCGGAUCAGUCGGCGCCGCAGCCGGCGCUGGACAACGGCUCCGCAGAGGCCCUGGACAACAACAACACGACAGUUCCCGUUACCAAGGUUCCCUAGCUAGCCGCUGCUGCUGCAGCAUGUUCUGCCCGGCCGCUGUGCCGUCUCGAGCAUCGCCGAUGACGACUGCUUUGCUCGCGGGCCACCACUUCGCUCGAAGCUGUUCAAAAAGAGACACAGUGCUCAGAGCGCGCCAAGAGCGCCGGUGUUGCCGACGAACGUCGUCCAAAGGCCCCCCCGCCCGCUCGUCCGUCUUUGGUUCGGAUGGGCUGGCGGAUGGUGGCCAUGUUUUGCAUCAUCCGUACGGGUGAAGUGGAAAAACCGGCGCGCUUGCGCGUGCAACGCCAGAUGGAGCUUCGUGCGUUACGAAACUGGUUUUUACAAUAGGAACUCCCCGCUGUUGCGUCGGUGGAGGUGAUGGAACCUUUCACAAAGUCGAAGCAUCCACAGUCACCGAUAGCUUAAGAAACGCACGGCUGAGCGAGAUCCGAGCACCUUGUUAGCGCUCCGUGCCCAAUCAGAUUGCGGCGUUUGUUCACAAGGAGGCCGAAGGGCCAAUCCCGAAGCGAGAACCCAGAGCGUAAUAAGGCACGCCCUGCAUUUGUUAAGCUGCGAGGGACUAUGGCAAGGCAAACCGAGGCGACACCCGCUUGUUGUAGGGCCCCUGACCGCCGUCGGCCGUCCACGACCUAUUGUCUGCAGCUACCAGAGCCGAAACAUGGUGCUGCGACGGGCGACACUAUGGGUCUGGAAACAGGUACAUGUCGCCUCGAUGUGCGGACUUAUUCGGGUGUUUCGUAGAAGGAGGGACCUAAUUCGGGCGUUUCGUAGAAAGCAAUUGGUCAGCUGCGUGCUUGUACUGUGCCAUUGAUAUACGAGCCGAAUCAAUCGCCUCUGUCCGAUACGGGUAAACGAUGUGCAUCUUUGGUUGUUUUUCGUGAACCGACUGUAUACUUGCAACAGGGAUCGAGACAUCUAAGUGCCAUUCGUGUUUUUUUUUGUUUUUUUUUGCUGUUUUUAGUUUUGUCGGUGGGGAAGGUGAGCGUGGUAUUGAUUUGCCUGCCCGAAGUUUAUCAAUCAUCUCCCAGGGCUCAUGGAUCCGCUAAAACUUACGGUGUACGGUUAGGUUUGUUCUUUCGAACCUGGUAUGCUUACAUUUGCUGCGGCUUGCCCCUAUUCGCUCUCUAUCUGUCUCUCUCUCUCUCUUUUAUUUCUUUGUUUGAUUUUGUAUUCUUCACUGCUUUUACGAAUCCCAGAAACGGGUGGUUGCUAAAUUUAUUUUGUCGUGUAUAACCAUCACGAAUUACACAGCCAUCGAACUGGUGAUCACGGAAUAAGAAAUCCUUCACACGCAUCGUGAGAAUUUGCAAUCAAUACGAAAGGUAUGUAAAGAAAAGAAGUCAGCAUGGCAUACAUUUUGGUAUGAUAUAAAAAGCGACGACUGUCGUGGGGAAACGUCUUUUCUCAUAAAACUUGCGUUUUCGUUUUCUACUACUCACGUGGUACUCACACAGGAGAUAUGUCUCGUGCCCUCCGCGUUACGUUUUAGCAACGUUUAAUAUAAGCUACUGCGGUCUUUUCUUAUCUUGGGAUAUUGUGACAGUCUUUAAAAGCCUCCCCAUUUUUUUCUUUUUCUUUUACAUUUGGCUUGUGAACUUUUGCCGAGUGAAAACCACAUUUCCAGCAAUGGCUUAGGAAAACAACGAGCUUAGUUGGUUUCUAAAUUUUGAAGGCAAACAUAACGCGCAAGAACGCCGUAGUUUUGUCUCAAAACCGCGAAUAGCACGUUAAGGGCCCACCGAAAAGAAAAGCAGACGCCGCUUGCGGCAGCGUCCCUUUGUCAUCGGUAGCGGUGGAGAAACCACCCCUGCCCACUCGUGGCACCAGGUUAUAAUAGGAACAGAAAUGCAGGCGCUCCCUAACCUAAAACCUUAAAGCCAUGUGGUUUUCUUGUCACAUAUCAACUUCAGCAUUCUCAAGCGAAAGCACCCUGCUCUGCCUCAUUCAGAACACAGCGAAUGUGCCGUGUCUGUUUAGACUUCAUAUUUUAUUUGAGACGUCUUAAGGUGAUGGUAAAGUUAUCUAAAAACAAAUGUUUGUUUAAAAAAGUACGUUGCUUGUUUUGUUGAAAAUAUCUAGAUGAAUACUUCUUUUUAGAAUCAUAUUGAUGAUCGAGGCCAGUUAGCAGUUAAUAUAUGAAACUGUACAUUUACUAUUGUCAGAAUCUUGCUUUGUACUACUCCGGUUUAUUAUUUAAAUUACUGGGAGUUUAAAUGUUUAUUUUAUGAAAACGCGGUCAUUCGAGCAUAGUUCUAAAAUAUUGGAACUGUUAUCUUUUUUGAACCCAGCCGGGGCAUCAAAAUAAAACGGCAGUGUAACAAGGAUCUCCCCCCAAAAGGAACCGCAAUGUGGAUGCUUUCAAGCAUUCAAAACAUCCGCCACGUUCUCGCAAGCCUUUCAUCAUCUACUGAGAACAUCAUGUUGUUCUGUUUCAAGCGAACUAUAUACACAUGGCACACGUGAACGCACCCCUCGGCUAAAUAUUAGCCUGGAUCUAGCGAUGCCCUUCGAACAGUUGUACAGCAUGAAGUUCAUGCAUGUGUGAGUGCGUUUUAUUCUGGCUUCCCGCCCAAACCCUCCUGUUCAGUAGUUUUAAGUUUGAGUUUUCCGUGUGCUGUGGCGUGCAUAAGUGUGUGCGUGUGCCUGUAUCGAUCCGCUGUCACAGUCAGCCUUCCAUUUCUUUGUUUUCGUUUGAGUUCUUGACGCUGAAGAACAAAUCGGGGCAAGGUGGUUAUAACUCCCAUUAAACAAUUUGGACUAGCCCUUCUGGGCAAGCCCACGACUGCGCUUACGUGCGUUCGGACACUGUCGUUGUUUUCUCGCUCGUUUUUUCUUCUUUUUGUUGCUAAUUAGCUCGGUUGAAAGGUUUAUAUUGCUUGUUAGUCCGUAAGAUGCGGUUUCUAGGAUUUUGGAGGAAAGCUGCAAAUGAUACUUCUUUUUAGAAAGCUGGAUCAUCACUGCCUAUUGCUUUCUGUUCUACAACUCAUAUAAUUUUCAGUGGUGAGUUCAUUUCUGGUCCAUACAUGGGCAAGCAGUGUCGUCCCGUUUUCCGCCGAAAUCCCCGAAACCUGCAUAGAGUAUACUAAUUAUCAAGCACGAUGCCUACGAAGGAGAUUUCCUUUUGAAAGACCGUGUUACAACUACACCAACCACACGUGAGCCCAGUGUGACUAUUGUGAUGAAGCCUGUACCUGUAUAAUAGAACACCGGUUCAAGCAGGCGAACGACAGGUUGUAAAUUGUUCAUAACAGUACGCCUUUCUUGGCAUAACCUCUCGCUCUCUAUGGAUGACUCCGGAGAAACUCUCGGAGAAAUCAGCCCUGCUACGGUUACCUUCGCUGGCCAUGGGCACCACGACCGCGCUUACGUCUGACCUUCGCAGAGAGCUCUGCGGCGG